This is a messenger RNA of Penicillium angulare, 687 nucleotides long. RefSeq lists its product as uncharacterized. The coding region runs from base 1 to 687 and encodes 228 amino acids. The transcript has a single exon. The record is from RefSeq and is a predicted model, not a curated record. Lineage: Eukaryota; Fungi; Ascomycota; Eurotiomycetes; Eurotiales; Aspergillaceae.
AUGGUUUCUCCAUCAACAUGGACAAGAGAAGUCCAGAUUUCACUUUUUUCCUAUGGCCAUGCCAACGGCCCAAUUGUGCAACAGCACAGGGAAACAAAACGUCAAAAAACCUUACAUUACAAUAUUCGACACUUACCAAAUCCACCGCGCCAUCUCCGAGUAAAAGUAACCGGCCUUUCGCGGCGACUGCAGAAAGAAUUCCUCCAAAAUAAUGAUGUUGAGGCAUUGUUGGUAAAAGUCCAAAUAGAUAUUCUCAACGCAGUGAAAGACGCAUCUGAUCAACUUCUAAGUUCCGAUAUGGGUAAUGAAGUUGAAGAAAAGCCAGAAACAGACCAAAGAUGCUUUGGCCUGAACGCCCAUAUUGACGAAGGGGCUGCCUUAGAAGCCCCAGAUAUCGAUGUAGCCGUGACAAUAUGCUGCGAGGAAGGCCAUCAUCGGAGUGUUGCGUUUGUUGAGGAGUUAUCCCGGAGACUCGCUAUAUUCAAAAAUGGAGAUGGCUGUUCUCACUAUUGGCAAUUGAUUGUGAACGUGGACCAUCGUGACAUUGCAGAUUUUGAAGACGGGGAUCAGUCGCAGAGCCAGCGUAGGCGCCCAAACAAAAGUCAAUCAAAGUCCAGACAAAAAGAACGCCAGCAAAGAGGACAAGGAUAUAAGAUGAAGUUUGAAAACGAUGAUGCUGAGGGCUAG